Molecule: messenger RNA, 1726 nt
Organism: Patella vulgata (common limpet)
Lineage: Eukaryota; Metazoa; Mollusca; Gastropoda; Patellidae
Product: zinc transporter ZIP12
Exons: 12
Coding region: 152-1726 (524 amino acids)
Biological process (GO): zinc ion import across plasma membrane; intracellular zinc ion homeostasis
Cellular component (GO): membrane
Molecular function (GO): zinc ion transmembrane transporter activity
Source: RefSeq, a predicted model, not a curated record
CCUUGCUUUUUUGUUAUGUGACACACCCGAGCAGUGAUCUCGUCCACUCGUUACGACAGUUUCUCGCUCGUCAAUUCUACGGGAAACAACUUGGUAUAUAUAUAUUUGACCGUAUUUACAUCUUAUUUUUAAGAAAGUGGAAAGGUCUAAAAUGAAAUCAGUGAGUCUAGUUAUUAUGACCGCUCUCUUGGUCUUUGUAUACGCGGCCGACGAACACCAACAUGGCAUGUUAGACGUUUUUGAUGAAAUUCUUAAAAAGUUAAAUGUUACCGAGGAUUAUUUACCAAAAGAGAAAAUUAAUGUUUUUGUUAACACGGUUUUCCGCAAUUUUAGAUGUAAAGCUGUUGGUGGAACUUGUGAUCAAACAAUGUGUUUUAACACAACCGAUGUUAUUAACAUCGUAAAUGGAGACGUGACAGUUGGAAUCCAAGAGUCACAGUUUGAGGACUUGGCUGUCGUAUUAUUGUAUUAUGUACAGAAUUCUGCCGUCUUCUGCCGUCAACAAGUGGAUAUUACCCAGUUUACUCUGGAUAUCUAUAAAACAAACUUCACACAGUCUCUUGUUACAUCAGAACUAGCGAACAAGACGAACGAGGCACAAUUAGAAGAAUUUCUUGAAGUCUUGAACGUUACCUAUGUCCCUGUUGAUGAAGACGAGCAUGAACAUGAGGAAAAUGAAGUUCUAGUUUUCGAGGAAGAGUGUUUGGCUGCCGAUGUUAUUAUUAGUAAUCUUGGAAAUGGCGCGGAAACUAUUCAAGAGGACCAUUUCCAGGAAGUUGCAGCUUUAUUAAUUUACCAUUUCUUUUCCAGUUCACAAAUAAAACAUAAAUGUCGUCUAUUACCAACGAAAGAGUUUUUUAUUGACGAACUUUUCGAGUCCUUUCAUAGUGUCAACAACACAUUAAGCAAAGAAGAAUUCAAAGAAUUAUUAACAAAGUUGGGUAUUUCAUCUUCUACAACUCAAGAAGAUGCACAUAUUCAUACUGAAAGGAAAAAAAGAAGUACAAGAUCAGAGAAUGUCAUGAAACGGUCAAAACGUGCUGCGGAUGAACACGAGGAACACGACCAUGCUACAGUCAAGUCAUGUUAUAGUGCGGAUCAACUGUUAACUGUGUAUGAUACUGCGACUCCAAUUUCUAAAACAGACUUUACCCAGCUUUGUCCAGCUUUAAUUUAUCAACAAACAUCGGAGGCGUGUAAAGCUACUACUGAUCAUGAUGAUUCAACGACACCAACAGAAGCAGAACGUUAUGGUUAUUCAAGUUUAGCGGUAUUCAUUAUUACCUUGUGUGCGCUAUUCGGCGCCAUCUUGUUUCCGUUUAGUAAAAAUAGAUGUUAUGAUGGGUUCAUGGCUGUGUUUAUGGGUUUGGCUGUUGGUACAUUAACUAGUGACGCCUUACUUCAUCUGAUACCAGAGGCUUUUGGUAUCCACAAGCACAGCGAGGAAGACGGUCAUGACCAUGGGUCCGGUGAAAUAGUUGUUGAAUCUUUUGUAUGGUAUGCCUUCGCAGCUAUUGGAAGUAUCUACGUAUUUUACCUCCUCGAAACAAUAUUCGGAAUGGCUGGACAUUCACAUUCUGCACCGGGUCACAGUCACGAAGCCCAUAUAGUUGGAAAAGAGAGCACGAGUAAUGGCGUGAAUGGUGUAAAUGAAGUUAAAAAUGGAUUGGAUGUGGUUGAUAAAGGCGAACAAAAGGUAAGGAAUCGAUUAAUGGUCAAGCUCUAG